Molecule: messenger RNA, 510 nt
Organism: Peniophora sp. CBMAI 1063
Lineage: Eukaryota; Fungi; Basidiomycota; Agaricomycetes; Russulales; Peniophoraceae
Source: the annotation of a GenBank genome assembly
AUGCCCGAGUCAUCUUCCUUCUUCAUCCGCGCAGCGCAGCCUGGCGACGAGGAGACCAUCCGUAAGCUCAUCUACGAGCUGGCGGUCUACGAAAAGGCACCCGAAUCGGCCAAGGCAACGCCCGAGCUCCUUCACAAGAGUUUGUUCGAAGACAAACUUGCCCACGCAUUACUCGCCUUCUCCGGUAGCGAAGAGCAGCCGGGCGACGCAGUCGGUCUGGCCUUGUACUUCUUCAACUUCUCGACGUGGACCGGUCGUCCAGGCCUUUACCUCGAAGACUUGUUCGUGAUGCCUUCUCAUCGGGGCGGAGGCGUCGGAAAGGCGCUCUUCUCAAGGCUUGGUGCAGUCGCACAGGAGAAGGGAUGUGCCCGCAUGGACUGGGUUGUUCUGAACUGGAAUCAGCCAUCGAUAGACUUCUACCGUCACAAGCUGGGAGCCAUAUCGAUGGACGAAUGGACAGGGAUGCGUUUGGAGGAGGACGGGAUUGAGAGACUGAAGAACCUGAAGUAA